Messenger RNA from Notodromas monacha, 838 nucleotides. Lineage: Eukaryota; Metazoa; Arthropoda; Ostracoda; Podocopida; Cyprididae. The record is from the annotation of a GenBank genome assembly.
GUUUACCCUCGCCUGGCAUCCGGGGAAAUAUGCCCGAGGGUUGCACGAAAUUCAUGUCCAGGCUGAAGACGAUCGCGGAGGGAAAACCGUCGUGGAAUAUCCCUUCUCUUUGGAUCUAACCGUCGCGCCUUUGAAUACCAUGGGGAGGAUCGUGUUGACAGCGAAUUUGACUUCUUUUGCUCAGUCAAUGUUCGGAUUCUGCAUUUUCCUUGCCGUGUUCCCGCUGUGCUUGCUGAGGCUCAUCCACUGGUACAUCAUCCGUGGGAAAUUGCCGGCGACUUUGGUGCUGACGAGGAAGUACUUCAUGGGUUUGCGAAGGUUAUGGCUGUUGUCGACGGUCGACAGGCUGUUUUAUCCCCUGGUACUGUACCCAUUGUAUCUCACGUUCGGGCCGUGGUUCGCCGGAGAAAUAAUUGAUGGGUACACGGGGGUGACUUUCGCCUGGGGAAGUGUAAUAUCCGGCAGAUACAUUCCAGCCGGUGCCCUGACUUAUGGGUACGGGUUCCUCCAGAUGGUCUUGUACCAGAUUCCGCUCGUCUUUGUCUUGUCCGGCAUCACUCAUCAGAGGUAUGAGCAACUGUGCGCUGGGAAGCCAUUGACGCUGAAAAAGUUCCUGCGGACGAACGUGCCGAUAUUUGUGCUGAUUUGCAUAAUGACCAUGUUCGCCAUUUACUUUGGAGUCGGCUACGGAGUCACCGCAUUUUUCUUGGGUCCUCUGAGGACUUAUUCGGUUGUUUUGGCCGUGGUGCUCUGGUAUCAUGCUCUCAAGUUGCCGAAGGAAUCUUUCAAACGCGCUGAGCAGAUUUGGUCAUUGGCGGCGACACAGCAGAUUCACUGA